AGCAUAUACAUAUUUACUAACCAACUAAAUCUUUCUAUAGAUGAUCGAAUACAUGGAUGUUUACAUAUAUAUAAUGUAUUUGACACUGUUGUUUUUUUCUGCAAUAACAAUUUUCCUAUUUUGUUUUACAAAACCCAAAUCAUACACAAAAAGUUUACCUCCCGGACCUUCUCCUUUACCAAUAUUUGGUAACUUAAUGGCUUUACUACCACACAUUAGUACACCUCACAAAUACUUUGCCAAGCUAGCUAAGACUUAUGGUCCUAUUGUGAGCCUUCAAUUAGGUUCCAUUACCGCUAUUGUUAUUUCUACCCCUACACUCGCCAAACAAGUCCUCCAUAAAAAUCAUAGCAUUUUCUCCACCUUAUAUGAUCUCGAUGCAAUCGGAGCUCACCAACACGAUGAAUUUUCGGUUGGCCCCUUAUCCCCCAAAUCUCCAAAAUGGAAAAUCCUUAGGAAAAUUUAUAGCACCCAACUUUUGAGUGAAAAAAUGAUGGAAAACAUGAAGUUUCAUAGGUACAAAAAGAUGGAGGAAUUGAUGGGUUAUGUGAGAAAAUGUGCGUUAGAUAACAUUAGUGUUGAUGUUGGACAAGCAUUGUUUGAUACUUCUUUUGAUAUGAUAUGUAGCUCAAUUUUCUCCAUGGAUUCAAGAACUGAUUCCAAGAUAACAGAGAUUAAAGAUUUGAUGAAUGGUAUUAUAACAGAGAUUGGGAGGCCUAAUAUUGUGGAUUGUUAUCCUAUACUUAAACCUAUUGAUCCACAACGUAUCAGGCAUCGGUUAACAUAUUAUUGUGUUGAUUUGUUCAACUUAUUUGAUGAAAUUAUUGCAGAAAGAUUGACGUGUAGGGAAGAGAAAUUGCGUUGUUCAGAUGUGUAUAGUGAUCUAAUGGACGUGAUCUUAGAUGUAGUGGAAGAACAAAAGGACGAAAUCACCCGAGACCAUGUUCAUCAUUUACUAUUGGAUCUCCUUGGUGCGGGAAUGGAUACAACAUCAAAAACAAUGGAGUGGGCAAUGGCAGAGCUACUUGGAAACCCGAUGAUGCUGACCAAGUUACAACAAGAAAUAGACAAAGUGGUGGGAAAAGCCAAAUUUGUGUUUGAAUCAGACAUCUCAGAACUUCCAUACCUACAAGCAAUAGUUAAAGAAACCCUCAGACUCCAUCCAGCAGCGCCAUUGUUACUCCCUCGCAAGGUAGAGCAGGACAUACAAAUCCAAGGCUAUCAACUACCUAAGGGUGCAAUGCUUAUAGUUAAUGCAUGGGCCAUUGGGCGUGACCCGGAGUCAUGGGCUGACCCCGAUACAUUCUACCCAGAACGGUUCUUGGGGUCAGAGCUAGACAUGAAGAGUCAAUUUUUGAAGCUAUUUACAUUUGGCGCAGGAAAAAAGAUAUGCGUUGGGAUGCCCUUAGCCUUGCGCAUGAUUUCUUUAGUGUUGGGUAACUUGAUUACUUGUUUCGACUGGAAACUACUAGACAAACAGAAUUUGGGUGUGGAGUAUGACAUGAGUGAUCAAUAUGGAAUUACACUAAAGAAGACCAAAUCCUUAUGUGCUUAUCCGGUUACUCGUUCUUGAUAUCAUCAUAGCUCGUUUAUGUCUUGAAAUGAAUUGAGUUUGAUUUUCCCACCAAAAAGCUAAGGUCCCUGAAUUACCACAAUCUGUGGUUGUAUUCUGAGUACUUAACAAGCCUAGUGUGGGUUUUUAUUUGAAAAAUUAUUAUCUAUUCUUUUAGAAAACUUUUCAUUUUGAUGACAUUGGAUUUUAAAUGAAAUCAAUGAAUACUAGCAUAUAAUUAGCUUUGCUAGAAUCAGAGGACUAAUUUUCA
Molecule: messenger RNA, 1823 nt
Organism: Amaranthus tricolor (Joseph's coat)
Lineage: Eukaryota; Viridiplantae; Streptophyta; Magnoliopsida; Caryophyllales; Amaranthaceae
Product: geraniol 8-hydroxylase-like
Exons: 2
Coding region: 41-1573 (510 amino acids)
Molecular function (GO): monooxygenase activity; heme binding; oxidoreductase activity, acting on paired donors, with incorporation or reduction of molecular oxygen
Source: RefSeq, a predicted model, not a curated record